UUGGUAAAAAAAUGUGGCAUGUUUCUAGAUUCUCGAAAUAAUAGGUCUAUGAUUACCUCCACUCAAUAACCAAAUAUGUCAGCAACCGCGUCAUCCUUGGACCGCCACAGCCAUAAUAGGAUAAGAAAUCCAAGAACGUCUCAUGCUAUUUAAGGCAACCCUUGAGCUUUUCCGUGUACUUGGCAUCCAGAAUCAAGAAAAGCCCCCCACCAUAAUUCUUCCAAUCCACCUUUCCUCCACAUUCGUCUCCUAUUCUUUUCAGGAAGAGAAAGAGAGAGAGAGAGAGAGAUCAUAUAGAUGAGAAGCCGCUCCUUGAAGAACAGCAUGAGCAUGGAGGUGGAGAGGCCCAAGCUCAAAGAUGAGCCUCAUCUCUCUUGUGCCUACAUCCGUAGUCUAUUGAGCUCCUCCAAAUCCAAAACUCCUACAAAUUCAAAGUCCCCAGAUAGAGUGAUCGGAGAUGGGCUUUCGCAAGACCUUGCCGAAUAUACUGAAUGCAUUAGUAAAGUCCAACAACGGCAAUCACCACCUCCACCAUCACAAUCUCGGCUACGUAAGAAACAAGUGAGAAGAAGACUCCACACAAGCAGACCUUAUCAAGAAAGGAUACUUAAUAUGGCAGAAGCUAGAAGAGAGAUUGUGGCUGCACUCAAGCUUCAUCGAGCAACUAUGAAACAAGCAAAUGAGGAACAACAACAGAACCAGCGACAACAAAAACAAAAUUCUACACAACCUUCUACUCUAUAUUCAUCUCUACUAGCUUUGGAGGAGCCACACCAAGAGUUGACAGAUUGUAGAAGAAAUGCUAGAAUACAUCCACCCAACUACACCUAUCCUUACUACUAUCAGGAUCCCUCUUUCUCACCCUUUCUUAACCCUUCUUCUGCUUGGGCUUAUCCAACAAUUCCAUCUCUAUCCAUUGCUGAUCAUAAUCUGAACCUUCCUCUCCCUAACAAACCUUUAGGCUUAAAUCUCAAUAUGCAAGGCUUCAAUAACGUUGACAUGUCCUUCUGCAAUAGCAAUACCAACAAUCCACCAAUCCAGCUAUCACCACCACCAUCAUCUUGCUCUUCUUACUCUGAUUUUUCCCCUCCUAUUGUGCUAGGUCUUCAAGUACCAUCCGUCUCAAAUGUGGCCCCACAUGCAUCCGAUGUUACAUCGGACCCUCUUUCUAUGGUAUUGCAUCCAGAGAUGGAUGAUGAGGAGAUGGCAAAAAUCCGUUCAAUUGGAGAACAGUAUAACAUAGAGUGGAAUGACAUGAUGAACUUGUUCACAUCAGUAUGGUGGAAUAAAUCCCUCAAGGACAUGGAGGGAAGCCCUGAUGAAAGGAUGACAGGAGUAGAGGAAGAUGGGUUUCAUGUGUUCGAUGAGUUUUUGGACACACCAUCUUGGUUAAGUGAUGGCUAUGCGGGGGAUGCUAAGGACAUGCAGCAGCAACAACAGAUGGAUGGCCAUUACCAUACAGAGGACUACUUAAAAGAUGUUACCUUGCCAUGCUGGGAUAUUGGAGAAAUUGAAAGUUGGGAUACAGAAUGGCUAUCAUAGUGAGACUGCUCAAUUUUGACAGUGGAUCUUAUUCAUCAUAAUUAUUAUUGUUAUCUUCUCAUAUUUAAUGUUUCCAAUAAAAGAGCCUGCUAAUAUAUAAUUUGAACUGAAUAUAAUGUAACGAUGAAAGAAAAAAGUGCCUCAUUUUUAUUUAGAAAAAUGAACCAAAA
Molecule: messenger RNA, 1712 nt
Organism: Phoenix dactylifera (date palm)
Lineage: Eukaryota; Viridiplantae; Streptophyta; Magnoliopsida; Arecales; Arecaceae
Product: protein AAL-toxin resistant 7-like
Source: RefSeq, a predicted model, not a curated record